Seminavis robusta is the source of this 2874-nucleotide messenger RNA. NCBI's taxonomy places the organism in Eukaryota, Bacillariophyta, Bacillariophyceae, Naviculales, Naviculaceae. The record is from the annotation of a GenBank genome assembly.
AUGGGACGCCACCGAAAGCCAAACCUCGUGAAAGGAACCUGGGUUGAUGAGAGAGCCAAGCCCAAGCGUCAUGGCAAGCUUCUACGUGGUGAUAGGAAAGAUGGCAACAAACAUACCUGGGUGGUUGAAUUCGAACAAGCCGAUGGCACCAAAUCCGAAGAAGUGAAAACCUCGGCUCAGCUCAGUCGAUCCGAUCUCCAAGGACCUACUCCCACCGGAGCAACCAACACCUCUGACAAUGAAGAGCAGCAUGGAAACCCACCGGAAGCGUCGGACGAUGAGAACAAAUCUGACAGUGAUACCGACUCUGAAAAUAAUGAAAUCGAAACUCCUCCACGUCCAAAGAGGAGGGCAGCAUUGAAUCACAGAGUCAUCAACACACCAAAGCCGACUGCAGGCAUAUCUACAUCUUUGACUGAAUCAUCUAGUGGUAGUGAGUCUGGAAAUGAAUCCGACGAUGAUUCUGGUCGCGGUUCUUCCGAUUCCGAUUCUGAUUCUGAUGAUUUGUUAGUUGUUGUUGCCACCAACCACAUCGAUGGAAACCCUGCAUACGAUUGGACGAUGCAUAUUGUAGAGGGUGAGGAGGAACAAGCAAGCAACGACGGCUUUCCUUUUCAAGAUGACGACUCUGUGACUGAUUCGGCUGGUUCGAGCCAAGAACCAACAAACGUUUCCAGUCCCAACGAACCAACCGAAUCCAUCCCCAAUGAGCCAACUGAAGACCUGGAGGCGGCUGACGAACGAGACUUCGAAAGGGAAGAAGAACAUCGACUGAAGAUGGAUGUAUACUUGGCCGAGAAGGAAGUCCUGUUGGAGGAGGGGUGGUCUGUUAGCAUUGUUCCUGAAAAGCCUCCACUUCAACCCGGCGCAGUUGUCCAUAGCAGGCACAAGAAGCCAAAGAAGGGAAAGGUCAUAAAAAGGUCCCCUUGUGGAGAGCACUGGUUGGUGCAAUUCAAUGGCAGCGAACGUCUUGUUCAGAUGUCCAGCCACGGGCUGACUCAAGUGUGGGAAGCUGAGCCCUACGUGUGGAAAAUUGUUGAAGAUUCCGAACCAGACUCCGAGGAAAUGGAAGACUAUGAUACAAUUGGACUUGUUGGUUUCGAUUUCACAAGGUUCUCUGAGCAAAAGAUCGAAGAAACGAUUGACACUCUUGCGUACGAGUAUCCAUUCAUGAAGCUCCUCCAGUACAUGUGGCCUGGCAACCCCAAGGAGCAGGUUGUGUUGAUGAACAAGGCGAUCGACGUCGAGAACGAGGAUCGAAAGAAGAAGAAGAGGCAACUGGUCAAACCGGUGACAGAGCACGAAUACUGGAAGUUUAUCGGUGUUCUAAUUAGCGCCGCAGCCUUCCGAUUGGGUGGCCAUCAGCUUUGGGAGAAGGAGUCAGGCAGGCUACAUUGGACUGUCACUGACCCGAUCGAUCUUGGAUGCAAGGGCCAAGGAAUCAUGCCAUUCUAUCGAUUCAAAGAUCUCAAGAGCAUGUUUCCGUCUGCCUUUCAAGAUAUGGAUGCAAAGGAAAAGAAAGACCCAUGGUCGAUGGUUCGAGGCAUUUUGAACGGAUACAAUGACAAGCGUGCUCGAGUGAUCGCGGCAUCCAUCCGAAAGAUAAUGGACGAGUCAAUGAGUGCCUACAAGCCACAGACAACCAAGACAGGCAACAUACCCCAUCUCUCGUACAUCGAUCGAAAGCCUGAACCGUUGGGAACCGAGCUCAAAACAGUGGCCUGUUCAAAGACUGGUGUCAUCAUCUAUGCAGAGAUACAGGAAGGAGCCAUCGCCAUGAACAAGAAAAGGCAUGCCAAGCUUGGAGGUACCAUUUCCUGUUCCAUUCGGCUUGCUGAAGACAGCCUCUAUUGUGGAUCAAAGCUUCCAUCUCGACAAGAAGCAAAAGCAAGGCAGGCACCAGAGUGCUUCAAAGGUGACUCGUGGUUUACCAGUGUUCCUGUGGCAGAGUGGAUGUCGGAGCAUGGUCAUGCAUAUUCAGGAGCAAUGAAAACUAACACCCGGCUCUUCCCAAAUAAAGAGAUAGAGGAGAAGAUGGAACAGUGGCCGAGUGGCUCUUAUCUUGUCUUGGAGUGCCACACACCGAAUGGACAUGAUCUCAUUGCUAUUGGCUACAGGUACAACCGAAAGAAGACUCUUCUCUUCUUAGCAACCAAGAAUGCCGGUUCAACAAAGCCAGGCCGGCCUUACACUGCGAAAUUUGCUGAUUCCCUUGGGACAAUACAAGAGCGACUGGUGCCUCGUCCAGCAGUGUUGUCAGAAUAUUUCAAUGACAGCAAUGUCAUCGACACCCACAACCAUGUUCGGCAAGGGGAGUUGAAGCUGGAGAAGCGCUGGGUCACCCAUGAUGGCUGGUUUCGAAUUGCCACUACAAUCAUUGGCAUGACUAUCACCGACUGUUGGAAGCUGAUAAAGCACUCUGGUCCCGACUACUUGAAAGAGACGACUAUUGUCCAGUUCGCAGACAUGUUGGCGGCUGACCUCAUUCGCAACAACGUGCCGGACAAGCCACCUACUGGCAAUGGCUUGUAUAUCAACGUUGAUGGGCCACCAGCUGAGAUUGGUGGCCGGCCACAAGAGGUAUGCUCUCCGGUCACUGUGGCAACUGUUGAGACUGUUGUCACUGAGCAUAAAUUUGCAGACAACUCUGAUUGUGAGGAUGAUGGCCAUGGUCGACCAAGGAGACGUGUAUGCCAAGGAAAAGGAUGUACCAAGAAAACGCAAAAGAAGUGUCAACACAGAUCUUGCAAGUCUAGGCGCUACAAUGCCAAUGGCCCCGAGAAGAGAGGAGUAUUCUUUUGUGAGAAUCAUUGGGGAGAGCACCACAAAGAUGUGGCUGCUGCCCUUGCGACGAUGUACGACAGCGACUGGUAA